Carya illinoinensis is the source of this 2129-nucleotide messenger RNA. Its product is annotated as transcription repressor KAN1-like. Lineage: Eukaryota; Viridiplantae; Streptophyta; Magnoliopsida; Fagales; Juglandaceae. Gene Ontology annotation, molecular function: transcription cis-regulatory region binding. The transcript has 6 exons. The record is from RefSeq and is a predicted model, not a curated record. Gene Ontology annotation, biological process: abaxial cell fate specification; regulation of DNA-templated transcription. Gene Ontology annotation, cellular component: nucleus. The coding region runs from base 504 to 1787 and encodes 427 amino acids.
GGGCCUCUGUUGGAGUGUCAUUUUCCUAUAUAUACUCUCGAGGUAGUAAGAACACAGACCAAAAUCUCUCCUUCACAAUCUUUUCCAAUCUAUUUCCAUAGUUUAUUUGCAAGACCGCGCAUCCUCCCCCUCUUUCCAUCUCUUUUCCUGCUGAGGAUGUCUGUUUCUUGAAAUAGCUUUUGUUUUACACCACACCUUCUUCGAUCUUUUUAUUUCCCCUCUUCUUUUUCCUACCCCUGAGCAUAGCUAAAGGUUUUCUUUUCUCUUUGCAUUUAUACUUCUAUUCUACAGAUCACUCCCGCCACACCCCCCCCCCCCCCCCCCCCCCCCCCCCCAUCUCUUUCUUUCAAAGGGUUGAGAAACACCCAUUUUGAAAAGUCACAGCUAUUUGGGUUUGCCUGGGUGUGAGUUUUUUCCCCUUGAAUUCUAUUAAUUGGAGGAGGCCGGUUUCAGUACUUGGCGUCAGAACCAGCACCAGCUUGAGAGAACUUCUGAACAAAAAAAUGUUCCGGAAAGACAAUAUUUUUGAAGAACCUUCUUUGCAUCCGAUUCCUGAUCUUUCGCUGCACAUAAGCCCUCCAAAGAGUGCCCCUUCCUCAAUUUGCACUGGAACGCAUGAAGGGGAUUCGAGCUUCGACUUUUGGCGCAAAGAUGACAGCCUGAAAUCCCACAGCGACAGUUCCAUCAGAGACAGCAGUAUUCAAGCUGAGACCGAGCUUUCUCUAUCAAACCCCACAUGUGGUUUGGAGGUUGAGAGUCCAUGGAGAAGAAACUUCUGCACUGGCGGGGAAGAAGGUCAAAAAAGGCAUAUAAAUCAUGGGAUUUCAUCAGUACCGUUUGAUCAUGUUCGGGAGGGAGUCAAACCCAUAAAAGGAAUUCCUGUGUUCUCUUCUUUGGAUCAUUUUAAAGAGAGGGAUAAGUUUUGCUUCAACCAAAUGGCAUAUCCGUCUUGUGCUUCUACUCGUUCUUCUGCUUCCUUCAGUCCUUUUGGUGCAGGGGGUUUUGAACCUCCAGUGUCAAGGUAUAAUGGGAUAACCAUGGAGAAUCUAAGAGCCCAACAGUUUCAAUAUCUGCAACAACAACACCAAUAUGCUGUUGGGGCCUCGGAUUUCUCAAAUGGCUUCAUAAGAUCAAGAUUUAUGCCAAAACUGCAGAGUAGGAGGAAUAUGAGGGCACCAAGAAUGCGCUGGACAAGUUCUCUCCAUGCUCGGUUUGUUCAUGCUGUGGAGCUCCUUGGUGGCCAUGAAAGGGCAACUCCAAAGUCAGUUUUAGAGCUAAUGGAUGUCAAAGAUCUUACGCUUGCUCAUGUCAAGAGCCAUUUACAGAUGUAUCGAACUGUUAAGAACACUGACAAACCUGCUGCUUCCUCAGAUUACGAGCUUGAUCGAUCUGAAUAUGUCAGUGGUUUGCAUGUAUUAGAUGGAUCUGGGGAUGAAGAUUUCUUGAACACAACGCCGGCCCUACAGCAAAAUGAGAACUGUCUGCUCAAUCAAAGAAGAGAUAAUUCAUCAAAUGCUGCUUUAGAACAUGAAAUGGGAUACCCUUCUCAUCCCUGGAGUAACUCUUCCAGUGGAGGGUCAUGGGUGCAAGCCAGUUCGAGGAAUCUGGAUAAAAUAAGACCAGAAAUGCUGCCAUCUCAACUAAGAUCUGGAGACCAAUUUGAGGUAAGUGAUCAUCAUUUUGCCCAAUCAAGAAACUCCAAAAGAUCAAGUUUUGAUCACCUCAAGAAUCCUAGCUUGGAGUUCACUUUAGGGAGACCCGACUGGCACAGCAAUGAACACGACUAAUUUCAAUUAAUGGUAUGGCCAUAAAUAUUGUUUUAGUAUUUCCAAGAUAAGGAAGUAGAGGCAGGAAAGAGCACUAAUAUAUAAUAUUAAUAUAGGUACUACAGUUAGUCAUGAGCCACUAAGAAAAAUCAUGAUCUCUCUAUAAGUUUUUUUUUUUUUUUUGGGUUUUUGGGGGUUUAUGAUCUUCUUCUGUAACUUGCUUUCAAGUCUGUACAUACUUCUUGUGCUAAAAGCUGCUCAUGGUUGUGAGGUAAUGUGAAUCGGUAAAUUUCAUGAAUGAAGCUGCAAAAAGCAGACGAAAAGAAAAGAAAAAAGAAGGAAGGAAUCAGUUAUAAUGGUGCA